Messenger RNA from Babesia bovis T2Bo, 930 nucleotides. Its product is annotated as DnaJ domain family protein. Bases 208 to 888 code for a protein of 226 amino acids. The record is from RefSeq and is a predicted model, not a curated record. Lineage: Eukaryota; Apicomplexa; Aconoidasida; Piroplasmida; Babesiidae. The transcript is spliced from 7 exons.
ACUAUAAUUUAUUUAAUUAUAUUGGUUGCCAUAUUUUUGGUGUAUCAAUAGGGAAACAUUAUUAGCAGUUAUCGCAAUGUGUGAAGUUUGCGAUGUGUUGGAUUGAGUGCCUGGAUUUGUAAUAAGGAAUAUUUUAUUGAUCACUGUUUUAUAUAAUUGAAACAAAAUGUGUGGAAGUAGUGCUGUUUGAUAUUAUAAACAAUUCCCAUGAAGAAUUACUACGCCAUUUUAGAUAUCGCAAAGAAUGCCACUAGGCAGGAUAUUAGGGCUGCAUAUAUAAAGAAGGCUAAAUUAUAUCACCCUGAUUUAAAUCCAAGUGCUAACGCUGCUGCUAGGUUUAAAGAGGUCCAGGAAGCUUAUAAUACAUUAUACGAUCGAGACAAACGUCAGGCUUACGAUGCUUCCCAUGCUUUUGGUAAAUCGUCGUUUUCUAACACCGGGCGACGCACUGCACAACAGACUGGUGGCAGUUCUACCAACUACUAUUACCAUGAUACAUCCCAUAGUUUUGAGGAACAGUUUCGCGCUGAAGCUGAGCAGCUGCGGCGCCAGUGGCAGGAAAUGGAAACUGACAAGUUAAGGCGUGGAGCUGAAAAAUUCAAAUCAUCGAUGAAUAACUCGGGUUUCAACGAUCCCAUUCGGAUCAUUGAGUUCUUCAACUUUAUUCCUCCCUAUACACUAAGAUAUUUGUUUUUUAUUUUGAGGAAGUUAGCUCCAGUGAUUCUGCUACCUCUAUCGUUUCUCUUUUGGUUCGGCAGCGAAGUUAUGUCCAAUGUAAGCAGGAAGAGUGCUAAAAUGCACAUCGUGUAUGACUCGUAUGGUCGAGCUUAUACAUAUGACGCGUAUGGUAGGCGUUGCAGGAUCCCUGAAUUUGACAGAAGACAAUAACGCUUACACAUGUGGGACAUAUAAGACAGUCACACAGCGAAA